Phascolarctos cinereus (koala) is the source of this 1341-nucleotide messenger RNA. RefSeq names its product growth differentiation factor 1 (gene GDF1). The record is from RefSeq and is a predicted model, not a curated record. NCBI's taxonomy places the organism in Eukaryota, Metazoa, Chordata, Mammalia, Diprotodontia, Phascolarctidae. Gene Ontology annotation, molecular function: cytokine activity; growth factor activity. Gene Ontology annotation, cellular component: extracellular region.
CCGUCCUGUGGCUUUGUGGAAGAUGCGGUGUCUGCAGCUUCUCUCCCCUCUGCCCUGGCUCCUGCUCCUUCCCCUUCUCCUGCCCUUGCCCCAACCUGGUUUGACCCAACCCCCGUCUGGCACCCUCUCACCCCAAGCCAGUGCCCUGCUCCAGACCCUGGGGCUGAGUCCGCGCCCAGGGCCCCCUCCCACCCGUCCCGUCCCCUCAGUCAUGUGGCGGCUCUUCCGAAGGGGCCCAGAGGCUGCAGAGACCCAAGGGUCUGAGAGCACAGGGCCAGAAAUGCCCCAGGAGCCCCAGCCCCUGCCCUGCCACGUGGAGGAGCUGGGAGUCCCCGGGAACAUCGUUCGGCACGUCCUCGAUGGCGGUGCCUCUGCCCCACCAGAGCCAGCCUUGGGCUCCCUAUGCCUGGAGAAGCCCCUUUUCUUCAAUCUUUCGUUCCUAGACCCUAAGGAGCAGCUGACACUAGUCCGCCUGGAAUUGAACUUUGGUGCCCCUGGAAACCUUGCCCCUGCCCAGAACUGGGAGCUGAGCCUGUCCUAUGCCCAGGGCCUCCGGCUGUGGGGUCAGCCCCUGCACUGGCACCAGCGAGAGGUCCUGCUGAGGCGGACAGUGCCCACGUUGCAUGAUCCCCUCUACUUUGACAUGCUGGCCUUGGGCCAGUUGGGGAAUUCCACCUUCCCCCAGAACCUGAGCCUAGUAUUGGAAAUGUUGCCUGGUGGAGACAGUGACCUGCCUCAAGGAUUGUGUACCAAACUGGGGCAUUCUCUAGAGGCGUCCCUGUUGGUGGUGACACUUGACCCACAGCUAUGCCAGCCCACCUCCAGGAAGCGCCGAGCAACCUACCUGGCCCCUCCGGACAGCCCCGACCCUCCCUGUAAGGCUCGACGGCUCUACAUCAAUUUCCGGGAAGUGGGCUGGCACAAUUGGAUCAUUGCCCCCCGAGGCUUCAUGGCCAAUUACUGUCAAGGGCACUGCUUUUUCCCCACUGCCACCAAGAUCUCCAGUUUGAACCACGCUGUCAUGCAAUCCCUGAUGCAUUCAGUGGCUCCAGCCACAACACCCCCACCCUGCUGUGUCCCCGUGAAGCUGUCACCCAUCUCUGUGCUCUUUUAUGACAACAGUGAUAAUGUGGUCCUUCGGCACUAUGAAGACAUGGUGGUUGAUGAGUGUGGGUGCCGAUGAUGGGAGCCUGGGUUCCCAAGGGCAAGGAAGAGCACCUGGAGUCCCUCCCUUCCUGCCAGAGGGGAUCCCCUAGAGGGGAAUCUGGUGUGUUCGGGCCUGCCCCCUGUGUGUAUCCUUAAAACCUGACUAAUAAAACUACUGGGUUUGGUUUGGUUUGA